AGCCAGCUCUGGCAGGGGCCCUUGUGGCGGGGGCCGGCAGUGUGGGAGAGACGGACCCCUUUAAGAGGCAGCAGGCGGGGACCCCGGCAGAGCAGUCUAAGCGGCCUCGGCUUGAAGUGGGUCACCAGGGGGCAGUUUUCCAGCACCCGGGGGCGAAUGCAGGGGUUCCUCUUCAGCAGCUAAUGCCGACAGCUCAAGGAGGAAUGCCUCCUGCCCCCCAGGCCGCUCAGCUCGCCGGACAGAAGCCAAGCCAGCAGCAGUACGACCCGUCCACGGGGCCCCCGGUGCAGAAUGCCGCCAGCCUGCACACCCCGCCGCCGCAGCUCCCCGGCAGGCUGCCCCCGGCCGGCCUCCCCACCGCCCCCCUGCCGCCAGCACUGCACUUCCCUCAGCAGCCGCAGGUGGUGGAGCCUCAUGCGCAGCUCCAGGUCCCGGCGAAGACGCAGCAGCCAAGUGCCCCUGUCCCCGUGCCCCCACCCAGCCAGCUGCCCGCUCCGCCGCCGCAGCCCAUGCCGCAGGCCCUGCACGCGCCGAUGCCUGGGAAGGCGCAGAUGCAGGCCGCUCAGCUCUCGUCCCAGCCGCAGACGGUGGCGUCGACAAGAGCCCCCGUGGACCCUGCCCAGCCCUGUCAGCGUCCCCCGCCAGCGGCCUCUUCUACCUCGUCCGCAGCUCCUGCCGGCGGCUCAGGCCCGUCACCCGCACGGGUCUCCGCAGGGAAUAGACCCUCCUCGGCAGCCAGCAAGUCACUGUCUCCGGUUACCUCCCGGUCCCCGGGGGCAGCCGUGUCAGCACCCCCAAAACCACAGAGCCCAGCUCAGAAUGCCGCUCCGCCCCAAGACAGCUCUCAGGAUAAGGUGGCAGAACAAAUAGCGUUGGAAAACCAGAUCCAUCAGCGAAUAGCAGAUUUGAGGAAAGAAGGCCUGUGGUCCCUCAGGCGGUUGCCCAAACUGCAGGAGGCCCCGCGCCCCAAAUCGCACUGGGACUACCUGCUGGAGGAGAUGCAGUGGAUGGCCACAGACUUUGCCCAGGAGAGGAGGUGGAAGAUGGCCGCGGCCAGGAAGCUCAUCAGGACCGCGGUGCGCCACCACGAGGAAAAGAAGCUUCGUGAGGAGAGGGGAAGGAAAGAGGAGCAGAACCGACUGAGACGAAUCGCUGCCUCAACCGCCAGAGAAAUAGAGUGUUUUUGGUCAAAUAUUGAACAGGUUGUGGAGAUAAAACUACAAGUAGAACUGGAAGAAAAAAGGAAAAAGGCCCUAACCUUACAGAAGGUUCCCAGGAGAGGAAAAGAGUCGAGGCCUAAGGGGCUUGAUGCGUUGCCAGAAGCUUUCCUGGAGUCGGGGUUGUCUGGAAGGAAGAGGAAAGCUAGCACGUCUCUGACUGAUGACGAAGUGGAAGACGAGGAGGAGACCAUAGAGGAGGAAGAAGCUAACGAGGGGGCCGUGGACCACCAGGCAGAGCUGUCCAACUUAGCCAAAGAAGCUGAAUUGCCCCUAAUCGAUUUGAUGAAGUUGUACGAAGGAGCUUUUCUGCCCAGUUUCCAGUGGCCGCAACCUAAGCCUGACAGUGAGGAGGCGAGUGAAGAAGAAGAUGUGGAAGACGCCCCGGGUGAUCGAGAGAGCCGGAAGGAUGUGGUUCUCAUAGAAUCGCUGUUCAUCAUGGACCAAUUCAAAGCUGCAGAGAGAAUGACUAUUGGGAACCCUCAUACAAAGGACAUCGCGGAGGUGACCGCUGUGGCCGAAGCUGUCCUGCCCAAGGGCAGUGCCCGGGUCAGCCCCACGGUGAAAUUGAAUGCCCCAUCACUGUUGUACGGUGCGCUCAGAGAUUACCAGAAGAUUGGCCUGGACUGGCUGGCCAAGCUCUACCGGAAGAACCUCAAUGGCAUAUUGGCAGAUGAAGCUGGGCUUGGUAAAACAGUGCAGAUCAUUGCUUUUUUUGCCCACCUAGCUUGCAAUGAAGGUAACUGGGGCCCUCAUCUUGUGGUUGUGAGAGGCUGUAACAUCCUCAAAUGGGAGCUCGAGCUGAAGCGUUGGUGCCCUGGGCUCAAAACCCUCUUAUAUGUUGGCAGCCACAGAGAACUGAAAGCCAAGAGACAGGAGUGGACGGAGCCCAACAGCUUCAACGUGUGCAUCGCGCCCUACAAGCAGUUCUUCCGGGGCUACGCGGCCUUCGCGCGCGUGCGGUGGCGCUGCCUGGUCAUCGACGAGAUGCAGCGUGUCCGCGGCAUGACCGAGAGGCACUGGGAGGCCGUGUUCUCCCUGAGGAGCCAGCAGCGCCUGCUCCUGAUCGACGCGCCCCUGCACAACACCUUCCUGGAGCUCUGGACCAUGGUGCACUUCCUCAUCCCCGGCAUCUCCAGGCCCUACCUGCACCUGCCCCUGAAGGCCCCGAACGACGAGAACCAGGACUACUACCACAAAGUGGUCAUCCGGCUGCACCGGGUGACACAGCCCUUUAUCUUGAGGAGGACUAAGAGAGACGUGGAGAAGCAGCUGACGAAGAAGUACGAGCACGUGCUGAAAUGCCGCCUGUCGAGUCGGCAGAAGGCCUUGUAUGAGGACGUGAUCCUGCAGCCCGGAACGCAGGAGGCGCUGAAGAGCGGGCACUUUGUGGACGUGCUGAGCAUCCUGCUGCGGCUGCAGAGGAUCUGUAACCACCCUGGGCUGGUGGAGCCCCGGCUCCCGGAGUCGUCCUACACGGCGGGGCCGCUGCAAUACCGCUCUGCCUCCCUCAUCCUCAAGGCGCUCGACGGAGACUCCUGGAAGGAAACAGAUCUCUCUAUAUUUGAUCUUAUCGGCUUAGAGAAUAAAAUGACUCGCCACGAAGCAGAAUUGCUGUGUAAGAAGAAGGUGACACGGAAACUCAUGGACGAACUGUUCACGGCGCCAGCCCCAUCGGGCAGGCCGGCGGCCCUGAGACUGAAGCCCAGCAGGUUGUUUCAGCCCGUGCAGUACGGACAGAAGCCCGAGGGUCGCACCGUGGCUUUCCCCAGCACACACCCGGCCCGGACAGCAGCCUCUGCCACAGCCGCCGCCACUCCGCAGGGCCACGUGCGAGGACGGCCACCGAUUGCCACGUUCUCUGCAAAUCCAGAUGCAAAAGUGGCGGCAGCCCCGUUUCAGACCUCCCAGGCCUCCACCGGCGCUCCCGCUCCGAGACAGCCGCCCGCCUCGACCUCCAGCGCAGCACCUAGCCCAGCCCAUCCUGCGAAACCGCGGGCCCCGCCCCCGCCCCCGCCCCAGGCCCCCUCGCACCCGGCGGGGCAGAGCGCGCUGCCUCAGGGGCUGGUGCUCACCUCGCAGGCUCAGGCGCGCCUGCCCAGUGGGGAGGUGGUCAAAAUAGCCCAGCUGGCUUCCCUGGCGGGGCCGCAGAGCCGGGUCGCCCAGCCAGAGACCCCGGUGACGCUGCAGUUCCAGGGGAACAAGUUCACCUUGUCGCACAGCCAGCUUCGGCAGCUCACCGCCGGCCAGCCCCUGCAGCUGCAAGGCAGCGUCCUUCAGAUCGUAUCCGCCCCGGGGCAGUCCUACCUGCGACCGCCGGGCCCCGUGGUGAUGCAGACCAUGUCUCAGGCGGGCGCCCUCAACGCCCUGGGAAGCAAGCCCCCGGCCGGCGGCCCAGGCCCGGCCCCUGUGACGGCGCCAGGUAGAGUGUCCUGA
Messenger RNA from Leptonychotes weddellii (Weddell seal), 3653 nucleotides. The record is from RefSeq and is a predicted model, not a curated record. Lineage: Eukaryota; Metazoa; Chordata; Mammalia; Carnivora; Phocidae.